Molecule: messenger RNA, 1311 nt
Organism: Penicillium paradoxum
Lineage: Eukaryota; Fungi; Ascomycota; Eurotiomycetes; Eurotiales; Aspergillaceae
Product: O-acetylhomoserine aminocarboxypropyltransferase/cysteine synthase family protein
Exons: 4
Coding region: 1-1311 (436 amino acids)
Biological process (GO): transsulfuration
Molecular function (GO): transferase activity, transferring alkyl or aryl (other than methyl) groups; pyridoxal phosphate binding
Source: RefSeq, a predicted model, not a curated record
AUGUCUGAGAAUCUCCACUUCGACACUCUGCAGCUUCACGCUGGUCACGAGCCCGACGGAACUACAAACUCACGGGCUGUCCCCAUCUACGCGACCAGCUCCUACGUGUUCAAUGACUCCGCCCACGGCGCCAGGCUCUUCGGCCUCAAGGAGUUCGGCAACAUCUACAGCCGAAUCAUGAACCCAACAGUGGAUGUGUUUGAGAAGCGUAUCGCAGCUCUCGAGGGUGGUGUUGCCGCCGUCGCGGCCUCGUCCGGCCAGGCAGCCCAGUUCAUGGCUAUCUCGGCCCUCGCCCAUGCCGGAGACAACAUCGUCUCUACGAGCAACCUGUACGGUGGCACCUACAACCAGUUCAAGGUGAUGCUCCCUCGCCUGGGUAUCAAUACCAAGUUUGUCAACGGCGACAAGCCCGAGGAUAUUAUCGCCGCGAUUGAUGAUCGCACCAAGGCUGUUUACGUGGAGUCCAUUGGCAACCCCCGCUACAAUGUUCCUGACUUUGAAGCGAUUGCCAAGGCUGCCCACGAGAAGGGUGUCCCAGUUGUGGUUGACAACACCUUCGGCGCAGGUGGCUACUUUGCCCGCCCAAUUGACCACGGCGCCGAUAUUGUUGUGCACAGUGCCACCAAGUGGAUCGGUGGUCAUGGCACCACCGUUGGCGGUGUUGUCAUCGACAGUGGCAAGUUUGACUGGGGGAAGAACGCUGCUCGGUUCCCACAGUUCGUCGAACCAUCUGAGGGUUACCACGGUCUGAAGUUCUGGGAAACCUUCGGCCCUAUCACAUUUGCUAUCAGAGUGCGCGUUGAGAUUCUGCGCGACCUCGGUUCUACCCUGAACCCCUUCGCUGCUCAGCAGCUGAUCCUCGGCCUGGAAACCCUUAGUCUGCGUUGCGAGCGUCACGCCACCAACGCUCUUGCCUUGGCGAAAUGGUUGCAACAAAAUGAGAAUGUGAGCUGGGUCUCGUACCCCGGCCUGGAGGACCACCCCAGUCAUGAGCUGGCAAAGAAGUACCUGAAGCGUGGCUUUGGUGGUGUGCUUUCUGUUGGCAUCAAGGGCGGCGCUGCUGCUGGUUCUCAGGUGGUUGAUAACUUCAAGCUCAUCUCCAACCUUGCAAAUGUUGGCGACUCAAAGACGCUCGCUAUCCACCCGUGGUCCACGACUCACGAGCAGCUCACAGACCAGGAGCGUCGAGACUCCGGUGUCACUGAGGAUGCAAUUCGCAUUUCGGUUGGCACGGAAUACAUCGACGACAUCAUUGCCGAUUUCGAGCAAUCCUUCAAGGCGUCAAAGGCUCUACCGGACCGUACUGCUUGA